UUUCUUCUCAAAGCUACGACCAGAUAUGGAAGCAGUAGUGACACGACGGAUGGAUUUAUUUGAGUGCUUGGCCUAGACUGAAAUCGGGUUUGUUUCAAAGGUGGAAAUCAGUGAAGGCAACAGCAACACAACAAAUUUGUGGGGUUUUGAAGUCGGAUAGAGACUGAAGUUUAGUCGAUAAGAGAAGCCAGGAGAUGGGAAUGAAGAUGAGAUCGAUUAUUUUGGGGGUUUCUAGAUUUGGUUUGAACUGAAUUUGAAGAUUAUAGUAGCGACAUCAACAAGAGCUGUAGGAGAAGGGUAUGGACUGGAUUCAGCCAAGAUUCAGUGAGAAGAAGAAGUCUUGACAGUGGAACCAGUUGCUAGCAGUGAUGGAUUUCGUCUACCUGUAUGAAAAGAAGGAACUGGUGGUGCUAGAUGAUUCAAAUUAGUGUUUGUUGCCAUCGAAUCGUGGCUGCAGUUCUCGUACACAGCAAAAGUUUGGGGGUUCUUCAUUUAAACUGAAAUUGAGUUCGAUUUGAGGUUUCUGUGGGAUUGUGCAUCGAGAAGAUAUGGCCAGAGCAAUGCAGGCAGUGGUGAUGAUUUGACUGCAACAUGAAUGGGUUUACUCUAAUUGUCUACAACAGCAACAAGACAGGGAGUGUCUAUUCUUGAUGGAUGAGUAAAUGGAAGUCAUUGAUGAUGUUCUAGUACCUCUAUUAAGUUUGUUUUACUGGUGGUGAGAAUGAUAGCAGUUCCGUGUUCUUCUAACUGUGACCAGCAGCGCAAGCACUUGAGGCAGUUGUGGUUGUGUGUAUGGAAAUGAAAAAGAUUCGUUGAAUGGAGGUGACGCGUAGUUGGUUCUCGGUAGUGACUGAAUUGGUUUUAACUGAUGGGUGCUGAUGUCGUGGUUGUAUGGUCUGUAACAGUGAAUGUGUGAAGAUGAAAGUGAAGUUGAGGUUCUGUUUGUUGGAUUUGGGAAGUAGUAGCCAGACUUGGUGAAGGCCUGAGUUUGGUCAGAAUCAGAAAUGGUGCAUAGUCAGUUGAGGAAGAGAUAAAACUAUUCCCUCAAUCUAGGAAGGGUUUGAAUCAGUCAUUAGAGAUGGGUGUGUUGUGUACCCAAUGGAGAGAUGAAUAAGGAAGGAAAACAUGGUUGAAUCCGGAAGUCAGAGAACAAGUCACAGCAGUUGUGUAUAAAGGAGGACAACAAUCAACCGAGAAGAGAAGGGGAGUAAGGUAGCUCUAAAGACUUGGCGACGUUAGGAGCUGCUACGGGUGCAGGGAACAAGUGUUGUUUCUUCAGUUGUGAUUAGGCUGAAAUAUUGCUGAAAUCACAGCCAUUUGGGUAACAUUGUAUCUUUUUAUUGUGUAUGCAAUAUUCUAGGUUUGAUCAUUUUAAUCGACUGCGUAAUUAUCACCGUUUAGGUAAUAGGGUAUUAAUGAAUCACCCUAGUCAUCCAAUGGCAUGUGAAGGUGAGAGAUUAGCGGUUGAGGAUGAAGCUGUUAGAAUAGUUGCUGAGGCCGCAGCCAAUGCUGAUGGACCUAGAACCCUUAGGGAUUAUUUGCAUCCAGAAAGGACUUCUACACCUUCUUGUAUAGUACUUCUGGCUAACGCUGGCAACAUGUCGAUUAAGUAUGGGCAGAUACAAGUACUGCCUAAGUUUCAUGGAUUGUACUCCGAGAGUCCAUACAUACAUUUGAGAGAAUUUGAUGAGGUGAAAGUUAACAUUCCUCUCUUGAGUGUGAUUAAGCAAAUUCCAGCUUACGCCAAGUUCAUGAAGGUCCUUUGCACCGUCAAAAGGAAGCAUAAUAUGCAGAAAAAAGCAUUCCUCACGAACAGGUAAGUGUUAUUCUUAAACACAACACUCCUCCCAAAUAUAAAGAUCCGGGGUGCCCUACUAUUUCUCGUAUAAUAGGGAAUUUUGUGAUCAAACAAGCACUUUUGGAUUUGGGAGCUAGUGUAAACCUCCUACCGUUCUCGGUGUAUGAGCAUUUGGGCUUAGGUGAAUUAAAACCCACCUCAGUCACUCUACAACUUGCGGACAGAUCAAUUUAAGUACCGAGAGGGGGAGUUGAGGAUGUGUUAGUUCAAAUCGAUAAAUUUUACUAUCCAGUGGAUUUUAUUAUUUUGGAUUCUCAACCUGUGGUUAAUGCUAAUAAUGAAAUACUUAUCAUUUUAGGUCUC
Messenger RNA from Papaver somniferum (opium poppy), 2161 nucleotides. RefSeq lists its product as uncharacterized. The record is from RefSeq and is a predicted model, not a curated record. The transcript has 3 exons. NCBI's taxonomy places the organism in Eukaryota, Viridiplantae, Streptophyta, Magnoliopsida, Ranunculales, Papaveraceae. Bases 1347 to 1820 code for a protein of 157 amino acids.